This is a messenger RNA of Camellia sinensis, 2285 nucleotides long. Its product is annotated as protein trichome birefringence-like 2. Lineage: Eukaryota; Viridiplantae; Streptophyta; Magnoliopsida; Ericales; Theaceae. Gene Ontology annotation, cellular component: Golgi apparatus. Gene Ontology annotation, molecular function: O-acetyltransferase activity. The record is from RefSeq and is a predicted model, not a curated record.
UACUCCCUCCGUGGGAUCUAUCUUUGCCUGUAAGUAGUAGAAACCUUUUCCAAACACUUCUCUCUCCGUCUCCAACAACGCCACGGCUUCUCCGAACCCACACAAGAAAAAAACCCUCCUUUGUUAUCUCCAAAUACCUUUCACUGUUCGGUGGCCUAAAACCAAAACUGUCUUUUUGGAAUGGUCAUGUUCGACACUUGUCUUCGUCGUCGUCAUCAUCAUUAGCAAUGGACUUGAAGAAACUCGCUUUUUCAGAUCAGUUUCCGUACUGUUCAUCGCCUGGAAGAAGGAAGAUCGUUUCUGGGUUUGGUUUAGGGGUUGUGGUCUCUCUCAUUGUUCUCAGUCUUGUACUCUUCAAUGUCUCUGUUCAUGCCCCUUUCUUCCCCCCAGUGUUUCAAGUCUCUUGGCCUUUCUCUUUUUCAUCCACUGCAAGUUCUAGUUCUGCUUCUGGGGGAUUGCAGAGCUCUGUGGAUGAUUUGAAACAGAGAGUUGGAGGGGGAAGGGUUGUAGAUAAAACCCAUGAAGCAAAUUCAUCUGUGAUUACUGAAAAUGGAAGUUUUGUGGGCUCCAAUGGGGAAAGUGUAGGUUUGGAGGAGACCCAUGUGUCUUCUUCUUCUGAAAGAUUGCAGAAUUCUGUGGAUUUGAAACGAAGUGUUGGAGAAGGAAGGGUUGGAGAUCAAACCCAUCAAGCAGAUGUGUCGGUGAUUACACAAAAUGGAAAUAAUGCGAGUUUGGAGAAGACCCAUGUGGGGAAUUUCUCUGAGAAGGUAAAAAAUGGAAGCGUCAAUGGAGAUUUUGUUGCGGGGAAGAGUGUUAUUGGAGAGAAUGUAGGUUUUACAGAUAAUUCCAGUACUGGAAAGUUGAUGUCAUCUGAGAAAACUAAUAGUAUCAAUGUCACUGGCUCUGUUUCUCAAUCUAUGGAAGGGCACAGUGGUUUUAAAGGAAAAUGUGAUUUGUUUGAUGGAAGAUGGGUGAGAGAUGAUGCAAAGCCAUAUUAUCCUGGGGGUUCUUGCCCUUACAUUGAUAGGGAUUUUGAUUGUCAUCUUAAUAGGAGGCCUGAUGAUGGGUUUUUGAAAUGGAAAUGGCAACCAUAUGGUUGUGACAUCCCAAGGUUUGAAUUACCCAAUGAGGAUUUUUUUAAUAUUCCGUUGAUGAACGAUGUUAUCCUCAGUUUGAACGCGACUGAUUUUCUGGAAAGACUCAGAGGGAAGAAGCUGGUUUUUGUGGGCGAUUCGCUUAAUAGGAACAUGUGGGAGUCUCUUGUUUGCAUCCUCCGUCAGAGUAUCCGUAACAAGAAGAGAGUUUACGAGAUAUCUGGAAGGCAAGACUUCAAAAAGAAGGGUUUCUAUGCAUUCAGAUUCGAGGAUUAUAACUGUACUGUGGAUUUUGUUAGCGCUCCAUUUCUUGUCAGAGAAUCAUCUUUUAAUGGUAGAAAUGGUUCUAUUGAGACGCUACGAUUGGAUUUGAUGGACAAGACAACCUUGAUGUAUCAUGAUGCUGAUAUUGUAGUCUUCAAUACGGGCCAUUGGUGGACUCAUGAGAAAACCUCCAGAGGAGAAGAUUAUUACCAGGAAGGUAACCAUAUAUACCCAAGACUCAAGGUCCUAGAAGCAUACAAGAGGGCAAUCACCACUUGGGCCAGAUGGGUUGAUAAGAAUAUAGACGGAAGCAGAACUCAGGUUAUCUUUAGAGGAUAUUCCGUCACGCAUUUCAGUGGAGGACAGUGGAACUCAGGAGGGCAGUGCCACAAAGAAACCGAGCCAAUCUUCAACGAAACAUACCUAGCGAAAUACCCAUCAAAGAUGAGAGCUUUAGAGUAUGUGAUUCAAGAAAUGAAAACUCCUGUAAUAUAUCUCAACAUAAGUAGGCUUACCGAUUACAGAAAAGACGGCCACCCUUCAAUUUACAGAAAAGAAUACAAGACAGUUGAAGAACAGAUUGCUGCUGCUCAGUCUCAAGAUUGCAGCCAUUGGUGUUUACCGGGAGUACCGGACACUUGGAAUGAGUUGCUUUAUGCUUCUCUCUUGCAAGCUGGUAAACGUUCUUGGAGAAGAUGAUUUGAAAAUUCACAAAAAAUCAAAUGUGACAUAAUAAUAAGCUCUUUAUUUUCAUGUUCAAAUUCCUUGUCUUUUUCUUCUGUCAGAUGUGAGGUUGCACAAACGCAAGUGUAGUUGGUUGAGUUCUAGCUUAUACAAAUUCAGAAUUUGUAGAGUCAUGACAUUGAUGUGUAUAUUUUUACAUUUUUGGUUGUUGUGGAUGGAAUAAGAUUGAGUUAAUUUACUAAA